CUGACAUCAGAAUAUAUUUGCAUAGUAAUUUCCCAAUUAUUGAAGGCCAUUUAAAUUAAGUUGUAAAUAGUUUCGUAUACGUAUACCAAAUCGACAUUCAUAAAUGAAAGGAAAUUAAAUUUGACCAAACAGCUAUUGAGAAGGACGAACUUGUAGGCAAACUGAGAAAGGGAAGACUGUCAUGCAGCAAUGUACACAAGACAAAGAACAAGGAAAAGAUAUUUGCAGUUUGGUAGAACUGUUGUCAGUAUAGUUAAAGGAAACAUUGAAGAGCAGGAGACCGAUGUAAUCGUGAACACAACAAACGCUGAGUUAGAUCUUGAAAAUGCCGGUCAAUGCUCCAAAGCAAUAUCCAAAGCUGGUGGAAGCAGUAUUCAAGAAGAUUGUAAAAAGAGGUAUCCACGUCCUCUGACUGUGGGUGAAGUGGCUGUCACAACUUCUGGAACUCUAAAAAGCUCAAAAGUUUUUCAUAUUUAUCUCCCUAAUGGGAAAGAGCAACGUAAUCAACAGAAUGUGGAAAAAACUGUGAAUGCAUGUCUUGAGCAAAUGGAGCUGCUUAGCUUAAAAUCGAUUGCCUUUCCGGCACUGGGUACGGGUGGUCUGAAUUACUGUCCAUGCAUAGUAAUAAACGCCUUAUUCGACGCAGUCAAGGAUUACAAUAACAGACCUUUUACAACUGUUAUUGAAAACGUUGCAUGCGUUAUAUUUCAAGAGCAGAUGUUUCAAACAGUUGUGUCUGAAGCAAGGAAAAGAUCAAGAUGUUUAGCAGGAAGCCCAAAGAUUCAAGUAUCAGGUGGAACAAAGUACUUAAAUACAAACAUACAAAUACUAGUUGGUGAUAUAAUACUUCAAGAGGCAGAUGUACUGGUAUAUUCCAGUCCGCACAAUAUGAAACUCAACACAGGAAAAGGACUGUCAACAGACAUACUGAAUGUCGCUGGAUCAGAUAUCCAAGAUGAACUCGAUCUUAUAUCUAACAAGGUCGUGGAAUGCGGAACUUUUGCUGUUACUAAUGGGUAUAACUUACGCUGCUCUAAAGUUUACCAUGGCUACCUUCCAUCAUUUUGUGGUCCAAAUUAUAGACCAGAAAAGCUAUUGAGUACAUUUGUAAGCAAAUGUUUGAUCGAAGCAAACACACAUAAAGCAAAAUGUGUUGUGUUCUCUGCACUUGGAAGUGGGAUGCUAAAGUAUCCAACAGACGUUGCAGCCUCAGCUGUAAUUACAGGUAUCCAGACAUUUGUUUCUUGUAAUCCGACAUCAAAUCAUAUUGAUAAUAUCAAAAUAGUUGUUUAUGGUGGAGACAGCAAUUAUUCAAGAAUCGAACAGGCUUACAGAAGUGAGCUUACUGCAACUAAAGGUACAUGUAUUUAUUUGAGAGAUACAACCAACCAGCCAAUACCAAGGAGAGGCACAAAAGUAUAUUUCUGUUUCAAAUACAACGAAGAACCAAGACCACCAACAAACUGGAGCUUCUUUAAAAGUUUCAGAACAAUAAAAGAUUGGUCUAAAGAACGCAGAGGAAGAGCUACAAUAAAGAAACAGGGUAUAGACAAAAACACGUUUGAAUCGAUAAAAAAUCUUUUUAUGAAUACUAUACAAAAUCCGAACGCUAAAAUUAAAUCUAUAACAAGAAACGAAAACUUGAAUCUUUACUUGAAAUAUUUUCAACGAUGCCAAGAACUGUUCAGAAAAGCAAUAGUAAACGGUCCCAGUAAACCACUUGCGACACCUGUUUUGACAAUUGCAAACCUGAACCGACAAAUGAGAGAUGUGCUUGAACAGGAUAUUAAUGAAGUCUACCUCUUUCACGGAACAAAGCAAGACAGAGUAAAAGUCCUAUUGCGCAAUGGAUUUGAUGAAAGAUUAGCGGCUAUGAACUUUCCUAAACUUAGACUUGGGAGUGGUACAUAUACUGCAGAAGACGCUUCUCUCUCGGCGCAUUAUACAGAAAAACAAGGAGUGCGUACAAUGUUCCUCGUGAGGGCUUGCUUAGGGGACGUCUUUAGAACCAACGAAAAUCUUAACGACUUGAAAAGGCCACCAUGUAAGAAGAUGUGUAAAACGAUAUGUACCCAACAUGAUGAAUUUUUCGAUUCAGUUCUUGGAGAAUUUUGUCCAAGAGAAUUUGUUGUCUAUGAAAAAGCACAAUGUUAUCCAGAGUACGUGAUCAAAUAUACACUAUAAAGCAUUUAGAGGGUUCAGUAAGAAAAAAACAUUUAUAUUUCUUGAAUUCGGAAUGUUAAUUAUACAGUGCUUUCCGAACUGUUACGAUGACUAAAUUAAAAUUUUGGUGUUUUAUCAUGCAAUCAUAAACUUUGUUUUGACUUUAAUGUUAAACGUCUGUUUGGAAUUAAACUAUUUGAUUAUAUGA
Mytilus trossulus (common blue mussel) is the source of this 2371-nucleotide messenger RNA. Its product is annotated as protein mono-ADP-ribosyltransferase PARP14-like. Bases 190 to 2184 code for a protein of 664 amino acids. The transcript is spliced from 12 exons. Gene Ontology annotation, cellular component: cytoplasm; nucleus. Gene Ontology annotation, biological process: negative regulation of gene expression. NCBI's taxonomy places the organism in Eukaryota, Metazoa, Mollusca, Bivalvia, Mytilida, Mytilidae. The record is from RefSeq and is a predicted model, not a curated record. Gene Ontology annotation, molecular function: NAD+ poly-ADP-ribosyltransferase activity; transcription corepressor activity.